AUGGUGCUCAUCAAAGAAUACCGUGUUGUUUUACCAUGCAGUGUGGAGGAGUACCAGGUGGGCCAGCUUUACUCCGUGGCAGAGGCCAGUAAGAAUGAGACAGGUGGUGGGGAGGGAAUUGAGGUCCUGAAGAAUGAACCAUAUGAGAAAGAUGGAGAAAAAGGACAAUACACACACAAAAUCUACCAUUUAAAGAGUAAGGUUCCUGGGUUUGUGAAGAUGAUUGCUCCAGAGGGAUCCCUAGUCUUCCAUGAGAAAGCCUGGAACGCCUACCCCUACUGCAGAACGAUUGUCACAAAUGAAUAUAUGAAAGAUGACUUCUUCAUCAAGAUUGAGACCUGGCACAAACCUGACCUGGGAUCUGUAGAGAAUGUUCACAAGCUGGACGGUUCUACAUGGAAGACAGUGGAGGUGGUGCCCAUUGACAUUGCUGAUAGAGACCAGGUGGCCCCCGGCGAUUACAAAGCUGAUGAAGACCCCGCCCUCUUUAAAUCAGUCAAAACAGGCCGAGGACCACUGGGCCCCAACUGGAAGAAGGAACUGCUCAGUAAGACAGACUGCUCCAGGAUGUGUGCCUACAAACUGGUCACAGUGAAAUUUAAGUGGUGGGGUCUACAGAAUAAGGUGGAGAGUUUCAUUCACAAGCAAGAAAAGAGGAUAUUCACUAAUUUCCACCGUCAGCUGUUCUGUUGGAUUGAUAAGUGGGUGGAGCUUAGUAUGGAUGACAUUAGAAGAAUGGAGGAAGAGACCCAGAGGGAACUGGAGGAGCUCCGUAAAAAGGGGGAAGUUCGCGGAACCAGUGCAGCAGACGACUGAGACCAGCAAUCCUACAGUCUCCGUCAUCAUUAUCAUCGCUAUCUUCUUCCACUGUAUACCAGUUUGACCAUUCCUCUCCCAGUUUACCCAUUCCUCUCCCAGUUGAGAGAAAGAGGACUUUGUUACAACUGACUCUACCCCCUUCCCCAAAAUUCACACAAUCACGGUUGCUAUGUCAGCCAAAGGAAUGCUUUUAA
This is a messenger RNA of Chanos chanos (milkfish), 1013 nucleotides long. Its product is annotated as phosphatidylinositol transfer protein beta isoform. The transcript has 11 exons. The record is from RefSeq and is a predicted model, not a curated record. Gene Ontology annotation, cellular component: cytoplasm. Gene Ontology annotation, molecular function: phosphatidylinositol binding; phosphatidylcholine intramembrane carrier activity; phosphatidylcholine binding. Gene Ontology annotation, biological process: phospholipid transport. Lineage: Eukaryota; Metazoa; Chordata; Actinopteri; Gonorynchiformes; Chanidae. Bases 1 to 816 code for a protein of 271 amino acids.